Messenger RNA from Hydractinia symbiolongicarpus, 6744 nucleotides. RefSeq lists its product as uncharacterized. The record is from RefSeq and is a predicted model, not a curated record. The transcript is spliced from 3 exons. Bases 758 to 1903 code for a protein of 381 amino acids. Lineage: Eukaryota; Metazoa; Cnidaria; Hydrozoa; Anthoathecata; Hydractiniidae.
UCAUUACGAGUCCGGUCAUUAUGCAUAAAUAACCACAACCCGACAACCCGAUUGUAGAAGAUACGUCACUUCACUUUGUUACUUAAUAUUUUUAUUCAUUGAGAAAGUAAUAUUUCUUUUUCUCAUUUUUCUCAUCUUUCCUGGCUACUCUUUCAUGGAAGGUUUAGGGGAUUGAUCUUCUUCUUUUUCCUGCUAUUUUCAUGCCUGCUCUAGCUGCACCUAAGAAUGUGCAAUCACAUAUUUCUAAAUUCUACAAUAUAAGAGCGAUAGUUUUGUAUUUAUUUUUCGGGUGUAUUUUGGAGCUAGCUGGGAUCUCUUGAUAAAGUGACCCUUAUAGACCCAUCAUGGGGCCUAAGGGUCACGUUAUCAUGCCAUGAUAACGUGACCCUUUAGCCUGUGAGUACGUGACACCCUUUGAAACCAAAGAGUUAAAAAAAGUGGAUAAGAGUUUUGAUACUAAAAAUGUCGAUCCAACUCUUUGUUGUACAAUAAAUGUUUGGUUUCCUUUUUUUACAACAGUUGCCAACUUCAACCCCAGUGCUCUUAGUCUAUUUUUUCCCGCCGCCAAAAGGAAAAAAAUGAAAUCGAGAUUGAACAGCUUCACGACCUGUCAGAAGAACAACCGAAUGCAACAUCUUUAACAACACACAGCAAUGACCACCAUAUUUAAAGGGCCGUCGAAAGCCUGACAAGUGCUAGGGACGAGGUUGUUUUUUCAACAAUAACGUAAAAUUUAACGUAUGCGCGAAUUCCCAUAAUGGUACUUGUUUAUUUAGUUGCUGAAGGCGCCACGUGCAUUGUAACCAAAAUGGACCAUAAACACAACAAAAGAAGAAAUUCAAUUGAACGUUAUCAACCGAAAAGUAAACACAACCCUGAUGAAGAUAUAGUUGAUAGCUUUAACCAAGUUUCUUUAGAAGAUAGGAACACAGGCGAGGAAGGACUUCGAUGUGAAGCCCCUGUGUAUCACCACAAGAAAAAAAGUCCCAGCAGAAGAGGUGUAAACAGCCAUUUGUUUGGAAGAAGUAAUGAUGGUAGACGUGGUCGUGGACGGGGAUCUCACAGAGGUAGUAAAUAUGGCGAACAACAUAGCAGUUCUUCAUUAAAAAACUAUGAUGACAGAAACUCUUGGGGACAAAAUAAUCCAGAAAAUUUUAAUUUUGUAUCUAAUAGUAAUGAACAAAAACCAUAUUACCAACCAUCAUAUAGAAAGCAUGUGCAAGAGGAACGUGGUAUGACACCAAGAAAAAAGAAUACUGAGACAUUCAAACCUUCUCACAAGCCAGCAGAGAUGAGAAUUUUGGCUGCCCAUGCUGGUUGGAAAAAAUACAGUAGGGAAAUAACAUCGCGAGAUGUAUUAGUUGUGCAUGAUUUGUUUUGUGAGCCAAAUGAUUUGACAAUUUAUAACAAGUUAUUGGGGGAAAUACGACAAUCUGGCAUUGAGGAAACAGACUUAUGGCAGUUGUGGCAUGGGGACAGCCAUGUAAUUGCAGAUGAUAAGAAAAAGUGGAAGGAGUCUUGUCCCACAUUUCACAUGGUCCUAAAUAAGAUCAGUGAUUAUUUUGACAUGGAUAUUAAAGCGACACGUUUAAAUUGGUAUCGUGAUUCGAAAGAGUGGAAGCCUUUUCAUCAUGAUGCUGCAGCUAUUAAACCUGAUAAAGCUAAAACACAAAAUUUUACAGUUGCUGUCUCAUUUGGAGCCGAGAGAGAAGCAGCAUUUGAGCAUGCAACUACAAAAACAGUUAUUUCAAUGCCACAACCAAAUGGUACAAUAUAUGUAUUUUCCAAAGAUGUAAAUGUGAUUUGGAGGCAUGGUAUUCUGCAGGUACCACCAGAAAAAUAUCAUUCAGAGGGUCGUAUUUCAAUUAUUGCAUGGGGAUGGGUUGAGCAAAAUCAAGUUUAGAAGUACAGGUUUUUAGAAGAUUAGUGUUAUAUUUUUAUUUGUAUGUUAUGCUGCAUAUGACACCAUUACUCGCUUAUGCUUAAAAAAAUCCAAGUGCUUCAAUAAUUGUAGUCACCAUUGCUAACAAUUUAAUUUUUUUACCCUCUCGUAAGGUGUCAUUCCCAUUCCAUGUCUUUGUUAGGUAUAUUUUUCUUAUUUACAAUCCGAAUUCUGUGCCAAUGCCUUAAUCAUUCAAAAAUACAGACAUAUGUUACGUUAUAAUAAUCCUAAUUUAGCAAAAACCUUGUUUCCAAAAUUCUUAGGUCUAAAAUCUAAUUUAAAACUUGCAAAUAGGCAUUAUAACAAAGAAUGGUGUACAUUAUGUUUUUGAACUUUAUUGCUCACCUUUAUAUUCCAUUGCUAGAUUAUUCCAGGAUUUAAAGGUACUACUGUUUUAUGUAAACUUAAGUAUAAAACAGCCUUUCUAAUGACUUUGCAUUGUAGAUCUCAGCAGACACACGCAAUUCACAGCCACUUUCGAAUAAAAACAACAGUAAUAAGCAAUAUUUUUCUAUAAUAUACCUUGUUUUGAUGUUUUCAUUUUGUUUUUAUCCAUCAUUUAACCUUUUUUAUCUGAAUGUUUUAUUUUUCUGUUUUUACAGACUUUUUUAUUUAAAAAUUGUAUCAAGUAGGAUUUUUUACUUCAAAUAUUUUUCAUUUUAUAAGAUUGAGUUUAAAAGUCAAUUUUGAGAUUGAAAAAAACACUGAUAGGAACAUUGCCAGUUUCUUUGAUGAUUUUUCGUGACAUUUUGCAUAUCAGAAUUAAGUUAUACAGUGCAAAAUUCCUUGUCUGCUGAUUUUUUAGUGUGUAGCAUGUUAAAGAUUGCAUUCUCUAUCAAGUGUUUAAGUAUUUCUUUGUAAUUGUACAUUCUAUUGAUAAAACUGCCUUGCCGUAUGACAAAGCAGACAACUCAAUGGUGCUUUUUGUGAUUUGUCAUUAGCCACAUAAUAAAGAGAUUUUCCAGCAUUCUUAGGUCUCUUAAUUUUUUUUUAAUUUCAUCAUUAAAUUCUUUUAUGGUACAAAAACACACAAUCCUUGCAUCUAUUAUCUAAAACGUAAUGCAUAAUUUCCAUCAUAACUUUUAUGGAUUUUUAAACCUUGCCUUCUUCAUUUCCUUCUCUUCAUGUCGGACACAAUACAUUCUUCCAUUUUAGUUAAAUCCAUUCAUCAAUGCACUCUACAGCUAUAUAUAUUCGUAAAAAACUUGAAAGAUUUUAAUGAAAACUUUAUCUCUAAUGAAAUUCGGAAUGAUAAUACAAUGAUAUGAUGAUAAUAAUGAUGAUAUAAUGAUAAUACAAGGUAUCUUUUCCAUCAGCACCACCAUUUCUUUCAUUGUCAAAGUAAUAUGUUACAGGUCGUUCCACCAAAAACUUCAGUUUACCCUUGUAUGUCCUCACAUGUCGUAUGUAACACCAGUAACACCAUAGUUUAAUAUUGUUGGGGUGGUUCAUCAUUUCUUAAGACUAUAACUCCAAUAUAUGUAUCUAACUUAAUAUACUACUUACCUGCGUACGCGGGUUGUAAAACAGCAUUUCGUCUUCAUUCAAAUCAUACCUGGUACAUGCUCUUUUUUACUUUUCAGUGAUUGCCCAACCACAGCUAUAUCUUCAUAAUAGAUAUCUAUUCCAUCAGUGCUUGGUAAAAUUUUGAUCAGAUUAACAACAACUAAUGUGUUUUCAGGCAAAUUGACUUUUGGUAUUGACACUUAACUAUCGACAUCAAAAUUCUCCAACGGUUUAACAAACAUUGAUUGGUCAUUUUCAACCUUUUAAAAUAUUUGAUUUUGAUAGAUGUUUUGUAUUCACAAUGGAUCCAUCUGUAUCGGCUGCUUUCUUGUUACUUCCAUUUGAGUAUUCUUUGUUUUUGGCAGAUUGUCAUUAUAGUAAAUGACAAUUUUAUACCUUAUACCUUUAAUAAUUCUUCUAAAUAUAUAAAUAAUUUCAAAUAAAUUAAUUUUAUUUUAAUUUGAACUUGCAAUAGAAGAGGACGUUAUGUAUUCGCAAGAGGAUGUUUAUCAAGAAUUUUUAAAUAAAAGAUAAUUUUUCUAACAUAUAACAUUACUAAACACCACUAAAUACAUCAGGGUUAUGGAAGACUUCCUUGACCCCAUGCGGAAUAAAAUCCAUGUUACCCAAACAUCACCUACUUAAAAUCAGAACCAACAAGUUUAUGAUGCAUAACACCACUUUAAAUAAAUAUUUGACGACUGCCAGUUUCAAUCAUGAAAUUUAAUUCUAUCCAGAUGUAAGAAAGUUAAAAAGCCCUGGGUUCAAACUUUUCUCUCUAUUAAAAAAUAAAUAAACAAACGGCGAAACCUUUUAUUUGUAGUCAAAAUGGUAGCAUUUUAGCUAGCUAUUUACAGUAAAACAAAAGGUAAAAAAAUCAAAAAAAUGUAUAUGAAUCAAUGGGAAAUAAAAGUGAAGGGAGAUAUUUAGAUUAUUAUCUAUUCUUAACAGUAGAUAAUAAUGUAUAUUAAUUAUUAAUAUACAUUAUAAUAGUAAAUAUUUUUUUCACGAAGCAUGGAAAUGAUUGUCCAUCUGUCUGACCUCUCCUAAAAUGAUCCUGACAGUCGAUCAACAAAAUUUGUCAGUCAGUGACCGUUGACUGGCCGUUAUUUUAAACGCUGUCAUAACUUGAAGGUUUUUUUCACACAUUGCAGAUAGGUUUCAUUCCGGAAUUGUUUUGUUUUGGAUUUCAUUAUUUAUAGUGCAACGGAAUCAUUCCGUUUUGCGUAUCAGAUAGCUUUCAAACCGUGUGAAUGCGAGGCCUACCUGCAACAAUCAUUUCGCAACGACAUCUAUCCGCAAUGUGUAAACAUAGUCUAAAUAGGCUGUUUUGAUAUCUGCAAUUCUAGGAUCACUUCCAAAAUUGUUUAAGAGAUUUCUUUGCUUAAACUGUCAAUAACUUUUGUAUAGUCUCCUAAAAAUAACAAACCUAUUUUGGUAAAAAGGCUCUUUCAAUGCCUUAACCAGCGUGUAUUUGUGCGUUAAUUCAAAUAUUUUGUUAGGUUUUUUCCUUAUCUUUCUUCGAGCAAUGUGUACCUUUAAUAUGUUAUUUGACGUUGUAUGUUUAAAGAAAUUCUGUUGUUUGUGAAUUCAAAACGCUUUUUUGGUCACAAAUGUCACUUAGAAGCUGAAAUUUUUGUGAUAAGUUUAUAUUGAUUCUUGUGAUAAGAAUCUAUUGUUUAUUUUCGAAAUUAUGCCACAGCAACAUAAAUUUAUCUUGCCUAACAAGGAAACUUUUGUUCAUGUGGGACCAGAAAGCCACAAGUGAUAAGCACUAUAUACCAUCUAUAACAUUAAAAUUAAGUGCCAAUAAAAGGUUAGGCUGCCCUUAAGUCGGUCGGGUGGCAGAUUAUUUAUUUUUUCCUUUUCGUCAAACAAAAAAAGUCAUUUUUUCUACUUCAGUCUCUUCGUGACCCUUGCUUUACUGUAUAAUGCUGGGUCUAUUUUUUGUACCUCCAGGAAAACAAUCGUUGCACUUCAGAAUUGCUGUUUGUUGUUGUUCUUAGUCCCCAGCAUGGACUGCUAUUAUCAGGUGUUGUUGUCCAGUUCAAUCGUUACUUCAGGAUGUUCUAAACCGGGAAAUGUUGACAUCAAUAUACCUUAAAAAGUUUGCUCUUUGUCAAGCUUUAAUAGCUUGUUUAUGGAAAGAACCAAUGUUCUCCAUAGCUGAGUGCUCCACAGCAGUCACAGCAAACGUCGGCACCAUCUUAACUAACUUGAAACAUGUCAGCGUAAAUACAUAAGGUACUCUUUUGUUUUGAUUAUUCAUUUGCUUAGCGAUUUGUUUGCUAUAUUUUUAUUUAACUAUGCUUAUACUUAUGAAGAAUUGAUUUACGUCAGUAAUUUAACCAUUUUUGUGUCGGAAAUCAGCGAAAUACUGGGAAAAUAAAAGAAUAUUAAAGGAUCAAACUUUUUGUGGUCAGCAAGAAAAUGCAAUGGUAGGCUGGAAAACAGUAAACGGCAAAUUUUUUAAGGACCCUAAUUUUUUAAUAAAAAUAUAAAUAUAUCUCUAUAAUAAUAGCCGUCGUCUGUCUGUUUGUGCGUCAAAAGCGACUUGUGUUAACCACGCACGAAAUACAAAAUAUACAGGGCGAGAAACCGUUGGGCCCCCACUGGCACAGGGACAAUUGCCGCUAAAAUAAAGGUCCAAUCAGGGGCGGAGUUUUAUAUAAAUGACCAAUCAGAAACUAAAGCUCUUCAUAUUUCUUAGCAACGAUUUUUAUGUUAUCGGUCCGAAAUUGGCAAGCAGAUUGAACCAACUCAUUGCUGGAGAAAGAAAAGCUUCUUAACUGUUUGCUUUAAUUUUUCUUUCUGAUACUUCUAUUUGUAUUCUAACAAGAUUGCAGUUUCUUUUACUUUCGGGUAUUUUUUUUUGUUUACAUUUUUAUUCACCUUUACUUUAUAGUAAGCUAGCUAGCUACUAGCUAAGCUACCUAUUCAGCCACCUAAAGAUUUGUAUUAUUUUUAUUUGCCUCUUACUGUCACGUUCUCUAGCCAUUUAUUAAUCUUAAACAAAACCAAUUUUAAGAUUCUGGCUACCAACGUAGAUGUUAGCUAACAUUUCUGAUUUUUGUGUUAACUUUACUUGGUUGUGAGCUGUGGUUAGCUACCUCUAGCUAAAAUGUAAAAGUUUUAGCUAGAGGUAGAGGUAGGUAAAUUUAGCAAAAGUCAAAAGUUUAUUAAUGAGACACAGAGUACCUGUGCUAUGUACCUAUCCUGUCUGUACGGGUGUGCAUAUCCCGUAUGUACGGGUGUGCAACACUGUUUACCUGGACUAACCACUCAACCCUGUGUUG